This is a messenger RNA of Rattus norvegicus (Norway rat), 1805 nucleotides long. It is a transcript of the gene Slc1a1, whose product is annotated as solute carrier family 1 member 1. Gene Ontology annotation, cellular component: early endosome membrane; plasma membrane; synapse. The record is from RefSeq and is marked provisional. Bases 90 to 1661 code for a protein of 523 amino acids. NCBI's taxonomy places the organism in Eukaryota, Metazoa, Chordata, Mammalia, Rodentia, Muridae. The transcript is spliced from 12 exons. Gene Ontology annotation, biological process: sodium ion transmembrane transport. Gene Ontology annotation, molecular function: sodium ion transmembrane transporter activity; symporter activity; L-glutamate transmembrane transporter activity.
GGCCCGUGCGCUGUGUCUCCACCGUGCCCUGCAUCCCUCAUCCCACAUCCGCCGCGCUCCCCGAUUCCUCACAAACGCCGGUGCCCAUCAUGGGGAAGCCCACGAGCUCGGGAUGCGACUGGCGCCGCUUCCUGCGGAAUCACUGGCUGCUGCUCUCCACCGUGGCCGCCGUGGUACUGGGCAUCGUGGUAGGAGUCUUGGUUCGAGGACACAGUGAGCUCUCGAAUCUGGAUAAAUUCUACUUUGCGUUUCCUGGAGAAAUUCUGAUGCGGAUGCUGAAGCUCGUCAUUCUGCCACUGAUUAUAUCCAGCAUGAUCACAGGUGUCGCUGCACUGGAUUCCAACGUAUCUGGAAAAAUUGGUCUUCGUGCUGUAGUAUAUUAUUUCUCCACCACCGUCAUUGCUGUAAUCCUAGGUAUUGUGUUAGUUGUGAGCAUCAAGCCUGGUGUCACUCAGAAAGUGAAUGAAAUCAACAGGACAGGCAAAACCCCUGAAGUCAGCACUGUGGACGCCAUGUUGGAUCUGAUCAGGAACAUGUUCCCUGAGAACCUGGUCCAAGCCUGUUUUCAGCAGUACAAAACCAAGCGUGAAGAAGUGAAGCCUGCCAGUGAUCCUGGGGGGAACCAGACAGAGGUGUCUGUCACCACGGCCAUGACAACAAUGUCUGAGAACAAGACAAAGGAAUACAAAAUCGUGGGCCUGUACUCAGACGGCAUCAACGUCCUGGGCCUGAUUAUCUUCUGCCUCGUCUUUGGACUUGUCAUUGGAAAAAUGGGAGAAAAAGGGCAGAUUCUGGUGGAUUUCUUCAAUGCGUUGAGUGACGCCACCAUGAAAAUCGUUCAGAUCAUCAUGUGUUACAUGCCGAUCGGUAUUUUGUUCCUAAUCGCUGGGAAGAUCAUAGAAGUUGAAGACUGGGAAAUAUUCCGCAAGUUGGGCCUUUAUAUGGCCACUGUCCUGAGUGGGCUUGCAAUCCACUCCCUCGUAGUGCUGCCACUGAUCUAUUUCAUAGUCGUGCGGAAGAACCCUUUCCGCUUUGCCUUGGGCAUGGCGCAGGCUCUCCUGACAGCUCUCAUGAUCUCAUCUAGCUCGGCAACCCUUCCAGUUACAUUCCGCUGUGCGGAAGAAAAGAACCACGUGGACAAGAGGAUCACAAGAUUUGUGCUGCCCGUCGGCGCCACCAUCAACAUGGACGGCACUGCGCUCUAUGAAGCCGUGGCAGCUGUGUUCAUUGCGCAGCUGAACGGCAUGGACCUGAGCAUUGGGCAGAUCAUCACGAUCAGCAUCACAGCCACCGCUGCUAGCAUUGGAGCUGCCGGUGUGCCCCAGGCUGGCCUGGUGACCAUGGUGAUCGUGUUGAGUGCCGUGGGGCUGCCUGCUGAGGACGUCACCCUCAUCAUUGCCGUCGACUGGCUCCUGGACCGGUUCAGGACCAUGGUGAACGUUCUGGGUGAUGCGUUUGGGACGGGCAUCGUGGAGAAGCUGUCCAAGAAGGAGCUGGAGCAGGUGGAUGUCUCCUCUGAAGUCAACAUUGUGAACCCCUUUGCCUUGGAGCCCACAAUCCUGGAUAAUGAAGACUCAGAUACGAAGAAGUCUUACGUCAAUGGGGGCUUCUCGGUAGACAAAUCUGACACCAUCUCGUUCACUCAGACCUCGCAGUUCUAGAUGCCUGGCCUUAGAUGCCUGGGACUGUGAAGGGCAUCUCCGAGGGAGCCAUCUCUUAGCCAACUCCAGCGUUAAGGAGCGAGAAGGACACAAAGAAUCAACUGUACAUUUAGUUUGAUAAACAGACCUCCAGAUUAUUUUCUA